AUGUCCGUUUCCAUGACAAUGAAUGGCGCUGUUCUACCAAUUUUGGCUAUGUAUAUUGUUACGGGAUUGGAACAAGGCACGCAAUUAAAAGAAUUAUCUGGAACUAUACAAAAUGAUAUUCUUAAAGAAUUCAUGGUUCGUAAUACAUUCAUUUAUCCACCUGAACCUUCUAUGAGAAUUAUUGGAGAUAUUUUCUCUUUUGUUUCAAAGAACAUGCCAAAAUACAAUUCAAUUUCAAUUUCUGGAUAUCAUAUGCAAGAAGCUGGUGCUGAUAAUGUUUUAGAAUUAGCUUUUACAGUGGCUGAUGGUUUAGAGUACGUCAGGACAGGCAUCAAGGCAGGCAUGUCAGUUGAUGAUUUUGCACCUCGAUUAUCGUUCUUUUGGGGUAUCGCAAAAUUGAGGGCAGCUCGCCGAUUGUGGGCUCAUUAUAUUAAAGAUAGAUUUCAACCAAAAAAUGAAAAAAGCAUGAUGUUACGCGCUCAUUGUCAAACAUCUGGUUGGUCACUCACAGAGCAAGAUCCAUAUAAUAAUAUUAUAAGAACAACAAUUGAAGCCAUGGCUGCCACAUUAGGAGGAACUCAAUCACUACAUACAAAUUCAUUUGAUGAGGCUGUAGGUCUUCCUACAGAAUUUUCAGCACGUAUUGCACGUAAUACACAAAUUAUUCUCCAGGAAGAAGCAUUUAUUCCCAAAGUGGCAGAUCCAUGGGGAGGUAGUUAUUUUAUGGAAAACUUAACAAAUAAACUUUAUUCUAAAGCAAAGGAACUCGUUGAAGAAACUGAACAGAUGGGAGGAAUGGCGGUAGCUGUAGCAAGUGGAAUGCCAAAAUUAAAAAUUGAAGAAAGUGCUGCUCGAAGACAAGCAAGAAUAGAUUCCAAUCAAGAAACAAUUGUUGGUGUAAAUAAAUACCGACUUGAAAAAGAAACUCCGAUUGAUGUUCGCACAAUUGAUAACACAAAGGUUCGAGAAAGCCAAGUUGAGAAUAUAAAACGUCUCAAAGCUUCACGAGAUCCUGUCAAGGCUUCUAAGGCACGUUGUACAGUUGGUGAAAUUUCAUAUGCCCUUGAAAAAGUUUGGGGACGUCACGAACCAUUUAGUCGCGAAACACGAACAAAGUUAGGAGUAAAUCCAAGAAUUUUGGUAGCAAAAUGUGGUCAAGAUGGUCAUGACCGAGGUGCAAAAGUUAUUGCAUCAGCAUUCAGUGAUUUUGGAUUUGAUGUAGAUUUGUCUCCAUUAUUUAGUACACCUGAGGAAGUUGUACGUCAAGCUAUUGAUAAUGAUGUUCACGUAAUUGGUGUAUCAUCACAAGCUGCUGGACAUAAGACAUUAGUACCAGCUAUAAUAAAUGAACUUAAAAGACUUGGUGUAAAUGAUAAAAUUGUUAUAGUUGGAGGAGUUAUUCCGCAUCAAGAUUAUCAAUUUUUAUAUGAUGCUGGAGUAAGUUCUAUAUUUGGACCUGGUACUAAAAUUCCUGAAGCUGCUAGACAAGUAGCUUUAAAAAUACAAGAAAAUAUUAAAGAUGAAAAGUUAACAUUGUGA
Messenger RNA from Diversispora eburnea, 1539 nucleotides. The record is from the annotation of a GenBank genome assembly. NCBI's taxonomy places the organism in Eukaryota, Fungi, Glomeromycota, Glomeromycetes, Diversisporales, Diversisporaceae.